Molecule: messenger RNA, 4042 nt
Organism: Neodiprion virginianus
Lineage: Eukaryota; Metazoa; Arthropoda; Insecta; Hymenoptera; Diprionidae
Exons: 7
Coding region: 762-1496 (244 amino acids)
Source: RefSeq, a predicted model, not a curated record
AGCCAAACCGGAUCGCCGCGGUUGUGUUGCUAGUCGCCGUUCGCCAGGCGUUCAGUUGGUUUCGGUACCGAGUCGCGCCAAGCUGCAGACGAGAUCCCGGAAAAGGGUGUAUCUAGUAUUACCCUACGAUGGGAACGACCAUAUUCAUUUCGUCAAUAGACAAGUUUUGCGGAAGAAGCACCCGGUCCAUUUAACCCUCGGUGAUAAUCGUUCGUCGAAUCGCAUCUGACGCUAAAUAGAUAUCAAGUACAGUUUUCAACAUGCAAUCGCGUAGUAUGACUGUCGCUCCUUUGCACAGCAACAAAUAACACCUAUAAUUGUAUACUUGGAAUAUUGCGUACCCGUUGUUAUAGAAAAAAAAUAAAUAAAUAAAUAAAAAAAAAUAAAAAAAUCGUUGCCGUUCGAUUUAUUUUUCAACAAGAUGAUGAUGAUUUAUCACGACGCUGCGUAAUCAAGACUAAUCAACAAUUAUCAAAGGCGAUAAAAUCUCUUUAACUUAUCGUAUUCCGUUUUAACUCACCGGGUUUUCUGCUUUUUACGUAGUGCUUUGAAUUAAACGAUUAAAACGCCGCUUGCGCUAAAUCUGCCGACUGUAUCCUGUCGUCCUACAGAAGACAACCACCGUGAAGUUUGGAAAAUAGUCAAGAUGAAGCAAUGAAUACGCGAUAAGGAACGUCAGAGAAGAAACACACAGGAAGGAUAUCCAGAAUAGGAGAGGACAGUAAAAGAAGCUGUGGAACAACCAAGGAACUCUUCGUAAUAUGGGAAAAGGUGACAAGAGAAGCGCAGCUCCGCGUUCGGACGCCAGCACGAACUUGGUCGGGAAAUUUACACAGAGCGUCAGAAGGAUCGUCCAGGAUGUCAAGGACGAGGGCACGUCCAGCGGUCAGAGCAAGGAGGAAGUCAUUGAAACGAACGAGAGGCUGCGUACCGUGAGAAUACGACUCGACGGAAGUUACGACACCGCGAAAAGGGCCCUGGUGGGACUCAUGUGCAAAUACACCGACAGCAAACAAGUCCGGAACAUCUUCCAGCGCUACAAGCUCCUCAAGUCCAUGGUCAAGGAUGUAAUUAGGCUCGAGACGCAGUACUGGACUCUGGUGGAUAUUCCUAGGCAGGAGAAACAGGAAACCGUACCAGCUUUCGUUCUCCGUGCCUGCGCGAUUAUGGAGAAAACCCACAAGAGUGGCGAAGGAGUUAAGACGUCGGCGAGACUUGCCGAGGAGGCGGAAAGCAAGAGAGAGCGGAUUGAGCGACUUGAAAAUAUGACUACGGCCCAGAUAGAAGCCGAAAAUACUCAGAUGACCAACGACCUUUAUAGAUUGCUGAAGAAAUAUAGUGGAUUGAGGAACCUUAUACGAGUUCUCAAGACCGAAUACAACGACUCGAAGAUGUACCCGAUGUUUCCUAGGUACACGAUCCUCAAGGACCUGAUCAAAGCCAUAAUGCACGAUCCAGACUACAUGGAAGUUUGCCACGAGGUGGAUCAAGCAUAGCGUCCUGACCCCCUCCACCGUUCUCCACGCAUGACUCUGUAAUUUUCAGAGUUAAAUUAAAAUGCUCGUGGCGAUGGUGAAGGGGGUGACAAUGCCGUACAAACGAUAUUAAGUAUGCGUACUAGGCUCAACGUCGAUGAACGUACCGUUUGACCGACGUAUACGAUACAGCUACCGCUGUACCGGUCUUUUUCCAACAAGUAAAGACGAAUCGAGACAUAAAGAGAAAAAGGAACAGAAACGUAAUCAUUUAUAUAUCUUCGAAAGAUAUCGAUGAUCGACGCUGUUAGGUAGACGAUGAUCGAUCUUCUUAAUAUUACAUGUAUACAUACAGUGUACGUGUUGUCGAUGUCCAAGCCAAUAAAAUUCUUAGAGAUUGUACACUUGACCGACAGCUUUGACGAUUAGUGCGACGAUCGUCGAACAGACGAUAAAUCGUUUCUUAGAUAUCGAUCUAACAUUUUUACAUGCAUGCGGUUAGAGGAAAGUGGUUGAAAGAAAUUCUGAAAUUUUUCUUUCAUUGCCAUAUUGGAUUUUGACAUCUCUUUGAUAUUAGAACUAUUUUGGCAUGAUUAUUACCAAAUUCGUCCACUUUCUUUACCGUUCAUUCUUGUCAUCAAUACUUCUUCAAUUUUAUUAUUUUUUCCGACUGGUCAAGGAACUGAAAUUUUUUUUUUUCACGCAAUCGAACUGAAGUAGCAGAAAAAAAUCGGAGAAACGAUGCUGCGAUAACGUCAGAAAUUUAACGUUUGAAAAUUUUUAUAGAGAUAAAAGAAAAGAGAUAUUUUUCACCCCGUUCUAGACAGAAUGCGUGUAAAUAAAUCUACCGAUAUGGACGUUCGACUAUACAUAGACAGUGAAUAUGAAAAGGGAGAAAGAUGAGUGAUGCUGCAGUUUAUCUGCGAGAUAUUUAACGAGAUAUUAAUGAAUGAUUAUUGUAUGCUCGCUCAUAUUUUUUAUGCGAAACGAAGUUUGGAUCGAUCCAUCAAAGAUCAAAAUGAGAUAGCCGUUUGCACAUUGAAACACAAAGAAAAUAAUAGCAUUAAAAAUAAGAAUAAAUCGGUACAUAUAAGUAACUAUGAUAAAGAAAUAAAUAUUUUGUAGCACGUAAGUCAUAAACAGAUAUUUGUAAUUGAUUGAAGUAAGAUUCGUAACUUGUUUGUUCAAAUUUUUGGCGAACGAAAAAUUGUGAAAAAUAUAUGCGAAUGAAAAGUUUUCUAUAAUUAACUGAUACGUUGAAAUAUACGCGUAAAUAUUUAUAGGCAUACGGACAUAUAACGAAAAAAAAGGUUAAUUCUGAAAUACAGUAUACAUGUGUUAUACGUUAUAACUAUUAUCACGAGUUCACCGUUAGAAAUAUUUCAACAUAUUUGUACUAAAAAGAAACACAAGAAUUAUUCUUCAUGCUUUCCUUGAACAGUGGGAAUUUAUUGCUGAAUUUUUUAUUUGGCAAAUAACAUUGUACAACUGUCCCACUCGGGGGAAAAAUUUAAUUUCCUUUCGAGAUAAAUGUCACGGAAUGAAUAUUGCGCCGGCUUUAAUAAUUUCAAAGCUCGUAAAGUCAGGGAUCGCCAUGAUAAAGUUAACAUCAGUUUCGUAAACAUUCUUGGUACGUAUGCGUGUGAACGAAUUCAAAAAGAAAGUUCGUGAAAUUUAUACAUAAUUCACGCGUAUAAUACAUCUAGACGAUUACCAUCCGCGUAUAAAUAUUUCAUAUGAAACAUAUCUAGGUGAAUAUUAAUAACUACGCGAAUAUCAUGCUGUUCGAUUUUGUAAAGCUAUAUGAUAAAUUCUUAUCGAGUAAUUGAGGUGCGUAGGGUUGUAAUCCUCGUAACAUUGUGCCACGUUUGAAAUACUACAUAAUUAGUGGGUGAAAAAUGGAACAAAAAAAAAAUAAAAAAUAAAAAAAAAGCCAUAAAAAAUGGAAAAACAAACCAAACGGAAAGAUAUCCAGUGAUCGUUGUAACAAUAUGUUUAACUUUGAAUUCAAUGUUGUAGUUCCUUAUAUAUUACACGAUUAUAAAUGAAUGCGUAUAGGUAUACAUAUACUAUGGCCCGAUACGUACACAUAUAUAGUGUACUUAUACAUGUGCUUAAUAGCGAAUGAAAGUUUUUCUUCUGAGCUUGAAUUAUGACCGAAUCGAGUUCGGGAAGGCAGAAAAAACGGUGGGAGAAUAUAGUAAGUGAACAUAACCCAGCGAAUCGGUUGGCUCAAAAUCAAACAAAUUUUCGACUCUAUUAAACGGUAUAUAUAAAUACGACUAGAUCGAAAAGCGAAACGUGAUGUGUUUUGGUGUAACAAUAUCGUGUCGUAGAUAUUGUUCACGUGAAAUCUGUGAGGAUAUUAUGAGUAUAUAUAACCUAUAUAUAUAUUAUAUAGAUAAUAUAAUACAUAAAUAUAAAUGGCUGACAGCCCGAAAUCAAAAUACAAAAUAUUAUAUCGCUAGCGAGAUAUUGAGAAAUUUGUUAAUUCGGUUUUCACAAGAAAAAAAAAAAAAAAAUGGACAAUUUUCACUUUUUUCAAUGUCUAGUGAUAUACGUUUAUA